CGCAGAGAAACCCCGACCUCCCUCCCUUCCCUUUCUCCUUCUUCCAUCCCCACGCGACCUACCAUCCACACGCGCGUUCCAUAUACAACAACGCGAACGCGCGUGGGCACUCUCGGAGCUCACUGGGCGCGCAGCAUCCACAGACCGACGCAAAGAUCCGGUGGGUUAACGGUUUCAGGCUGCGAAGAAAGCCUGGGCACAGUCGGAGAAACUGACCGCUGGUUGGAAACCUGCACCGAUUGAGUGGACAUUAUCUUCUAGUAAAAGAAUCUGAAACUCUAGAAGAAAAGUCAAAGUUAACAGCAUAAAGCCAGAGAACGUCAACAGCAGGAAUAGUGUCUUCCUUCUCAUCUCGUCAUCCCUCCUCUCCACCAAAAUGAGGCUCAAAGAGGACCUGAAUCCCAUGCUGCUGCUUCUCUUCCACCUCACGGUGUGGAUCUACACCACAAUUACCUUCCUGCCUUCCUACCUCCUCAGCUGGGUCUCCAGAUCCCAUAGGAAUUUUUACGGGUCAGAGGAGGAACGGGCCAAGAGACCUAAGGCUUGUUCAGUUCUAGGACGCUCAGAGGGACCCUACAGAGCAGUCAGUGCCACCAAAAGGCUCCUUUCAUCGCUACACCCUGGAGUGGAUACGCUGGAUAAGAUGUUUGAGUACGCAGCCAUGAGGUUCCCGCAGAGAGACUGUCUUGGAACGAGAGAAGUGGUUACAGAGGAAGAUGAGCGACAGAGCAAUGGGAAAGUGUUCAAGAAGGUAGUCCUUGGAGAGUACCGCUGGCUCUCCUAUAAAGAAGCUCUGACAGCAGCGACUCAGCUGGGCAACGGUUUGGCAUCUUUGGGUCAGCGGCCGAAAACCAACAUUGCCAUCUUUUGUGAGACCCGAGCGGAGUGGCUGAUAGCUGCCCAGGCCUGCUUUGCGUACAACUUCCCAGUGGUUACACUGUACUCCACCCUGGGAGGUCCAGCCAUCGCUCAUGGGCUGAAUGAGGCUCAAGUCACCCACAUUAUAACCAGCAGAGAGCUCCUGGAGACCAGACUGAAGGCGAUCUUAGCUGAAGUUCCAAGGCUGCAACACAUUAUCGUAGUGGACAACACACCGACCACAUGGCCCGGCUUUCCACGUGGCAUCAGCAUCUACAACAUGGCCACUGUUCAGAAGCUGGGAGCCAGACCAGAUAAAGCAACAUUUGAGCGUAAGCAGCCUCUGUCUUCAGACAUUGCAGUCAUCAUGUACACCAGUGGUUCCACAGGCAUUCCAAAGGGCGUCAUGAUCUCCCAUAGCAACAUCAUCGCCAGCAUUACAGGGAUGGCAGAGAGGAUACCCAACCUGAGUGAAGAGGACACCUACAUCGGGUACCUCCCUCUUGCUCAUGUGCUUGAGCUGUGCGCAGAGCUUGUCUGCAUUUCUUAUGGCUGCCGAAUUGGCUAUUCCUCACCUCAAACACUUGCUGACCAGUCAACCAAGAUCAAGAAAGGAAGCAGGGGAGACACCAGUGUCCUAAUGCCCACUCUGAUGGCAGCUGUCCCGGAGAUUAUGGAUCGCAUCUACAAGAAUGUGAUGACUAAGGUGGAGGAGAUGAACAGUUUCCAGCGAACUCUCUUCAUUUUAGCAUAUAACUACAAACUGGAACAGCUUUCAAAAGGAUACAGCACACCACUGUGUGACAGGCUUGUGUUCAGGAAAGUUCGUUCUCUGCUCGGGGGUCGAACACGAGUCUUGUUAUCAGGCGGAGCUCCACUUUCUGCCGCCACACAGCGCUUCAUGAAUGUGUGUUUAUGUUGCCCAGUGGGUCAGGGAUAUGGCCUGACAGAGACCUGUGGAGCAGGGACGAUAUGCGAACACUGGGAUUACAGCACUGGUAGAGUGGGAGGGCCGCUGGUUUGCUGUGAGAUCAAGCUCAGAGACUGGGUGGAAGGCGGUUACCGAAGUACUGACAAGCCUCAUCCCAGGGGAGAGAUUCUUGUUGGUGGACCUAAUAUCACCAUGGGAUAUUACAACUGCGAGGCAAAAAAACAGGAGGACUUUUUUGUCGAUGAAAACGGCCAGCGGUGGUUCUACACUGGGGACAUUGGAGAGAUUCAUGAAGACGGAUGUCUCGAGAUUAUCGAUCGUAAGAAGGACCUGGUGAAGCUGCAGGCAGGAGAGUACGUCUCCCUGGGAAAGGUGGAGGCCGCGCUGAAAAACUGUCCUCUGGUUGACAACAUUUGUGUUUAUGCCAACAGUGAUGAAACAUACGUGAUUGGCUUUGUGGUGCCCAAUCAGAAGCAGCUGCUGGCUCUGGCUGGCCAGUACGGUAUCCGGGGGUCAUGGGAGGAGCUGUGCAACAGUAAGGCCAUGGAGGAGCUGGUUCUUAAGGUCAUCACUGAGGCUGCGCUGACAGCCCAACUGGAGCGAUUUGAGAUUCCUCGCAAGAUCCGUCUGAGCCCAGAGCCCUGGACGCCUGAGACAGGGUUGGUGACCGAUGCGUUCAAGCUCAAGCGCAAGGAGUUGAAGACACAUUACAAAGACGAUAUUGAGAGAAUGUAUGGUGGAAAAUAACAACUGGAAGCAGCAGAUCACCAGUUGACUCAGCAGCUCUCUCUGCUACUUCUCACUCCUUCACCUGCAGCCACAGAAUCAUAAUGUUUCUGAGCUCUCAAUGACCUAAUUGAACCAUAGAAAUAGCUUUAUGAUUGUGUUAUGAGUCACGGGACAAGUGCUGAUGAGGAAACCUGCAGAUUCUGAUUUUGGCAACUGAUUUUUUUUAAUUCCAAAAAAAAUAUAUGUUUUUCAGUGAAAUAUUUCUUCUUGCAUAUGAGAGGUAUGAAACAGAGCAGGUGUUGAACUCUGAUCUAAAAAUAUUCAUGUCUGCUGCUUCAUAAAAUUGGUUUAUUUUAAUUAUAUUCUUUGUUUUAACUUAAUAAUUAAGCUUCCUGCAGUGUUGACUUUGUUUAUCCUGCAGGUCAGGAGGCAGUUAACGUUUUUGUUCAUUUUCCUUUUGUCUCCACGUUGUUUGGGUUUCUUGUCUUGGUUUAUUUUGUCUCCCACCCACAGUCCAACUGUGGCUCCCCCUGAUCGUGGGACAACAGAACGUUCUGACACAGAAAGCACAAGGUCAUUUUAGGGCAAAUGUGAGUAGGUUGGUAAAAAAUCAGAAACGGUCUUCUUGUAUAAUGGUUGUAUCUGACCUGAGCCUUUAUUAGAAAACUUUCAUAAUUUAAAGGAACACAAUACACAUUUGUUUAAUCUCCUGAGCUUUCUUACAGCAAUAGAAAACAACUUUUGGGAAUGUAAAGAAAAUGCUUGCAUAACAGACUAAAUUAAUGUUUAGUUGUCGCUGUAUUUGAAAAAUUGAUCGCAAAAGCAAAAAGUAUUAUUUCUGCCCAAGUAAGGCAGCUGAUUUCAAACAGGAUUAUGAAAGAGUCAAGCUUUCCCAGUAUGCGUGGAAAAGUGCUUGGAGUGUAAACACACUAGUAAAAGUAGAGCUUUUGACUUCCAUGGUUUAUUAUGUUUCAAGCAUUCCAACAGAAUUUUGUCUUGUGUGGGUGAGAGACAUUUGGAUUCAGUGUCACCUAAAGACACUCCUUACACCAGACUAAGACAAAAGUGAGAUAUUAUAAAUAUAAUAAACCAGAAGGCAGAUUGUUUUUCUGGACUUGAAGAAAGCAGGAGCAAUGCGCUCUUCAUUACGACGGAGCAAGAAACUGUUUCGAAAUAGCACAAGGCUUCUGUGAUGCGAUUGUGUUGUUUCUGUGCUGCCAUGAAAACAUAUCAGGGUCCUUUGUGAAGGAGUCUGGUAGCAGGAGCGGUAGCUUAUCCAUGAUGGUCAACUGUGAAUUUGAGCAUGAAUGGCUACACCAAUAUCACCAUAUCUACAUCAGGCUUAUCAUAAGCACUCCAACUAGGUUAUCAUAACACUCUUUAGCAUCCCACCGCUGCUCUGACUGAAGCGAAAAGUAUAUCAACAAGCAUUUUUAAUGACUCCUCCUGCAUUAAACACUGCAAAAUUCCUAAAUCUUACCAAGUAUGUUUAGUCUGGUUUGUAGUGCAAACAUCUGAGUACACUUGAAAUAAGACAAAACUUUCUAACAAGUACAUUUUCAAAUUGUUUUUAAUAAAUACGGUCAUCAAUAUUAAUUUUUUAUUUCAAGUGUACUAAAGUAUUUGCACUAGAAACUAAACCAAAAAUAUUUGGUUAAAUUUUGUGUUUUUGAAGUAAAAUUCCCAGCUAUGGAGAACCAAAACAAAAAUUAGGCAUGAAGGGUAGCUGUUAUAAGGGGCUAAGAGAAGUUGUGAGUUUUUCAACCUGUAGCACACGGAAAAUGUAGACUGUGAGCAGUUCAUAAUACACGUUUAAAAUAGCCACGGUGUUACUUAUAAAAACCACUUCAAGGUUCAUAGCCUUGCUGUGAUCAUGAGAAAUGUGUACAGAAAACCAGGCAAUUCUGCAACUGGAGAUGUGAUAUCCAUGUCAACAGUACUGUGGUAGUCAAGAAAGCAGCAGUGUAAACCCUGAGUAGGAAGAGCACACACCGUGUGUCAUGCUUGCCUUCAGACUGAAGCUGUUUUCCAAAUUCGUCAACAUAGAGAGGAUCGCUCAGACCCAACUUCAGUGUUCCUCACAGAUUGUCACAUGUUGCCUUUUGGUGAUUCUAAAACAUGCCUUUGUUGUUUUGAGCUGAUUCUUGAAUCAUACUUGAUCACACAUAGAGAUUUGUGGAUACAUAGGUAGAGAAAGCAAAUGGCUGCUAUAGCACCUCCACUCCCUCUUUGUAUGAGGCCUGCCUCAUCACAUGAGCACAUCAUAUUAUUUAUUUGCCUUUUUGCUUUUGGAAAAAUGAAAUCAAGUGAAUUAAAUAAAGUUUGUGUUGAAUCUAAA
Molecule: messenger RNA, 4856 nt
Organism: Xiphophorus couchianus (Monterrey platyfish)
Lineage: Eukaryota; Metazoa; Chordata; Actinopteri; Cyprinodontiformes; Poeciliidae
Gene: acsl3a
Product: acyl-CoA synthetase long chain family member 3a
Exons: 16
Coding region: 377-2536 (719 amino acids)
Biological process (GO): neuron differentiation; long-chain fatty acid metabolic process; long-chain fatty-acyl-CoA metabolic process
Cellular component (GO): endoplasmic reticulum; lipid droplet; plasma membrane
Molecular function (GO): long-chain fatty acid-CoA ligase activity
Source: RefSeq, a predicted model, not a curated record